Messenger RNA from Prunus armeniaca (apricot), 150 nucleotides. Lineage: Eukaryota; Viridiplantae; Streptophyta; Magnoliopsida; Rosales; Rosaceae. The record is from the annotation of a GenBank genome assembly.
AUGGAACCCUGGACAUUCUUAUGCAACUUAGGGAGCUCUGGAAAUGGGAUACUCUCAGCUGAAGUGACACUGCCGUUCCCUGAUGAGGUUUCUGAGAGAUCUUCAAACUUCAUAAACUGCCCCACUUGUGCAGCAGCAAGGUGGGCAUAA